Messenger RNA from Plasmodium knowlesi strain H, 402 nucleotides. RefSeq names its product conserved Plasmodium protein, unknown function. NCBI's taxonomy places the organism in Eukaryota, Apicomplexa, Aconoidasida, Haemosporida, Plasmodiidae. The transcript has 4 exons. The record is from RefSeq and is a predicted model, not a curated record. Bases 1 to 402 code for a protein of 133 amino acids.
AUGAAUAAAACGCAGUUCCUUUUUCUACUUUCUUUCAUUUCGCUACUCUGGAAAGGUGCAGACAUAAAAUGCUCAGCCCCCACUGGGGCUGCUUCUAAAGGCCCCAAUUUCACACAAACGAAGGCCCAAAGCGCGGAAAAAAAUAUGCCCGAUUUGUUCAGCUUAUUUUCCGCAAAACCGAAAUCAGCGCAGCCAAUGUUUAACUUCUAUUUGGAGGAAAAUCGAAAUUUAUGGCUACAUCGCACGAAGAACAAUGAAGCGAGCAGAAAUACGCGAAGACGCUUUGCUGACUUUCAAGAACUCAGACAGAAUGACUUGUCGCGGUUUUACGAACUGAUGGGCAUACAAAAUGAGCAAAUGAAUAUCAUGAAAAAUGCCAUAUUGUCAAUGGAAGAUGUUUGA